UUGAAACCCCGGGUAAAUUUAUGAUAAUUCCCGGGUAAAUAGAUCUUCUCUCAGACAAUCUUAUCAAUCCCCCUAGCAGAUAUUUAAGCAUGUGUAAGUUGUUUUUGCUACAAAAUUGAUAAGAAAAGAACAAACGCCCGGAGUUAUAUAAAUAGUGACGCAAUUUGCAAUUUGCCCACUUGACAGUGAAAGUGAAUUCCCUCUGGAUUAAUGAUGCUUUUGAGACAUAUCCUGCGAUCAACAUUACAGAAGCCUGUCACCAGGAUGGGCUUCCAAACCCUGAGGAGCAUGUCUCACUAUCCGAUUGAUGAAAAUCUCUACGGUUUGUCCAGUGAGCAGCAACAACUCAGGCAGACUGUCUUUAAUUUCCUACAGAAGGAACUGGCUCCCUAUGCCCAAGAGAUAGACAAAGAGAACAAUUUCAAAAACCUCCGGGAGUUCUGGAAGAAGAGUGGAGAGCUUGGAUUGCUAGGAAUUUCAUGCCCAACAGAAUAUGGAGGUUCUGGCGGUUCUUACUUGGACCAGUGCGUUGUUUACGAAGAGAUCUCGAGAGCUUCUGGAGCCAUUGGGCUUUCCUACGGAGCCCACGUGAGUCUGUGUCUGAAUCAGCUAAAGAGGCUAGGGACUGAGGAGCAAAAAGAAAAGUAUCUUCCAAAGCUCUGCAGUGGAGAGCAUUUUGGGGCCUUGGCCAUGAGUGAGCCCAAUUCUGGAAGCGAUGUGGUUUCUAUGAAGACUAGGGCUGAGAAGAAGGGAGACUACUACAUCCUGAACGGAAGCAAAUUCUGGAUCACUAACGGUCCAGAUGCAGAUACGUUAAUUGUUUAUGCCAAAACGAACUUCUCAGGCCCUGCUAAACAUGGUAUUACUGCCUUUAUUGUUGAGAAGGGCUAUCCGGGCUUCCGGACUGGCCAGAAGUUGGAUAAGUUGGGAAUUCGAGGAAGUAACACUGGAGAAUUGAUUUUUGAGGAUUGCAAAGUUCCUGCAAAGAAUAUCCUUGGGCAGGAGGGCAAGGGUGUGUAUGUGCUGAUGUCCGGUCUGGACUAUGAGCGUCUUCUGCUGGCAUCCGGACCAGUUGGACUUAUGCAGGCUGCUUGCGAUGUUGCUUUCGAUUAUGCUCAUCAGAGGAAAGCCUUUGGUCAGAGAAUUGGCGAAUUCCAGCUGAUCCAGGCCAAAAUGGCUGAUAUGUACACAAUCCUCGUGGCAUCCAGAUGUUACCUCUACAGCGUUGCCCGGGCUGUGGAUGCCGGAACCGCCAAUGCCAAGGACUGUGCAGGAGUUAUUCUCUACACGGCUGAGAAUGCAACAAAGCUCGGACUCGAUUGUAUCCAGAUUCUGGGAGGCAAUGGAUACAUCAAUGAAUAUCCAGCGGGAAGGAUCAUGAGAGAUGCCAAAUUGUACGAAAUUGGAGCAGGAACUUCGGAAGUUCGUCGCCUGGUAAUUGGAAGGGCUCUAAACAGCGAGUACAAGUAAAAAAGCUUCUUUUGAAGAAGCUUUAAAAGUCUUUCAAUCUGCAUUUAUUGGCUGCAUUUACAAAGAUUUAUUUUUUGAGCCAAAUGGGAUUAAUUGUGAUUAAAAUUUAUACAAAAAAAAAAUUGUUGAAAUAAAAAUGCAAAUUUUGUUGACAAAA
Messenger RNA from Phlebotomus papatasi, 1627 nucleotides. Its product is annotated as isovaleryl-CoA dehydrogenase, mitochondrial. Gene Ontology annotation, cellular component: mitochondrion. The record is from RefSeq and is a predicted model, not a curated record. The transcript has 5 exons. Lineage: Eukaryota; Metazoa; Arthropoda; Insecta; Diptera; Psychodidae. Gene Ontology annotation, biological process: L-leucine catabolic process. Bases 211 to 1470 code for a protein of 419 amino acids. Gene Ontology annotation, molecular function: 3-methylbutanoyl-CoA dehydrogenase activity; flavin adenine dinucleotide binding.